GUCUCGCGAGAGCCGGCGGCGGCCGUCCUUGAGCGUGCCGAGCCGGCGGGGUCUGCGGUGCCGCGUCGCGGGUUCGCUGCCAUGGCGCGGAGGCUCAUUGAGUGGUACUGGGAAAUCCCCGACGGCACCGAGUGCCACCGCAAAGCCUACGCCAGCACCAGCAUCAGCGGCUUCAUCGGCGUGACGACCUCCGCCUACAGCCUCGCACUCAGACCCGCGGGCACCUUCCUGGAAGGAGCGGCGCGGGCCGGGCGAUACACGUUCACCGCAGCCGCCGUCGGGGCCGUGUUUGGCCUCGCCUCCUGCAUCAGCGCCCAGGUCCGCCAGAAGCCCGACGACCCCCUGAACUACUUCAUCGGCGGCUGUGCCGGAGGCCUGACCCUGGGAGCGCGUGUGCACAGCCCUGGGGUCGGCGCCACUGCCUGCGUGUACAUGGGCGCCAUGGCUGCCCUGCUCAAGAUCGGCCGAUUGGAGGGCUGGGAGGUAUUUCCGGAACCCAAAGUGUGAGCCCACACCCGCCAGGACCUCGGGCAGGUGGAAGUGCACCUAGAAAUAAAUCCUGUGUAUAUGUGUG
Carlito syrichta (Philippine tarsier) is the source of this 574-nucleotide messenger RNA. It is a transcript of the gene NDUFA11, whose product is annotated as NADH:ubiquinone oxidoreductase subunit A11. The coding region runs from base 82 to 507 and encodes 141 amino acids. The transcript is spliced from 4 exons. Gene Ontology annotation, biological process: mitochondrial respiratory chain complex I assembly. Lineage: Eukaryota; Metazoa; Chordata; Mammalia; Primates; Tarsiidae. The record is from RefSeq and is a predicted model, not a curated record.